AUGGGUUGUUUCUCUCUAUAUCAACAGGCCAGAAAACAAAAACCAAUAUACCUUAAACUUGCCAUCUCCAUUAGUAUAAGAUUAACUGAAAUGGCAUACUGGAAAGUUUUAGUUACCCUGCUUGUUUUCAUUCUUCAAUCCUUUCCUAUACUGGUUCCAGUUGAAGCUACUAAAACUGCAUCUUUACCUCUCGCAAACACUACUGAAGUCAAAGUGAGAUGUGUUAAGGGGGAGAGGAAAGCUCUAUUAAGAUUUAAGCAAAGUCUCACAGACCCGUCUGAUCGACUGGCUUCUUGGAUUGGCAAAGAAUGCUGCACGUGGGAAGGUGUUUACUGUGACAUCCAAACUGGUUAUGUCAUCAGCCUUGAUCUCAAUGACAGAUCAGACAAUUGUUAUGGGAAGAAAUGGGGAGAUUUGAUUCCAGGCAAUUCAACAUGCUUGGGUGGCAAGAUAAGUCCUGCUUUACUUGACUUGCAACAUUUAGAGUAUUUAGACCUUGGUGGCAAUGACUUCCAAGGACUUGCCACUCCCAAUUUCUUGGGUUCUCUUGAAAAAUUACAGUACCUUAACCUCAGUCUUUCAUCUCUUGUUGGUAUUCCUCCUUCAUUUGGAAAUCUAUCCAAUUUACGUUAUUUAGACCUUAAUCAAUAUUCCUUUCCUCACCAUACUGCUGAGAGUAGCUGGGUCAAAGAUUUGAAUUGGGUUUCCAGUCUGUCUUCUUUGAAGUAUGUUGAUCUUUCUUUUGUGGACCUUUCUUUAGCAACAAAUUGGCUUGAGGCUUUUAAUAAGCUGCCAUCUUUAGUGACUCUGAUUUUGGUAAACAGUAGUCUUCACUAUCUCCCUUAUUCCUUCCCCAACUGGAAUAUGACAAACCUUUCUCAUCUCGACCUUUCAGGGAAUAACUUUGUUGAUUCUGUUCUGCCUAAAUGGUUGUCUAAUGCCACCACCCUUGAGACACUUGAUAUAGGAAUCACCAACAUUGAAGGUCCAAUAUCAAAUGUUGAGUGGGGUAAACUCUGUAUUUUGCAGGUGUUAUAUCUAUCGCACAAUAAAAUUAGUGGAGACAUAAGUCAAGUGGUGGAAGGGUUGUCCAGCUGCAGCAACACGACCCUAUUGUACUUAGGUCUAUGCGAUAACCAGUUGACAGGGCAAUUGCCAAACUCAUUAGGACAUUUGAAGAAAUUAAGGAUCUUUGCUAUUUGUUUUAACCCAAUAUCUAGCACGAUUCCAACAACUAUUGAGCAUCUAUCAGGCUUGGAAGUUUUGGACUUGGGACAUAAUCAACUUAAGGGAGCAUUACCUGAGAGUAUUUUUAAUUUUUCUGAAUUAACCGAGUUGCGGCUGACAACAAAUGCUUUGGAAGGCAACCUUUCACAAAAUCACUUUGCAAGACUCCAUCAACUGAAAAAGUUAUCCCUAUCUUGUGGAAAAAGUUUUGCAGUCAACUUGACCAAUGAUUGGGUUCCUCCAUUUAGCCUCAUAGAGAUUGAGCUUAGAAGUUGCAGUUUGGGUCCCAACUUCCCAACAUGGCUUGAAACUCAAAAGCAACUUGAGGUUGUUAUUCUCUCCAGUGACUCCAUUUCAGAUCCAAUACCUCCUUGGCUUUGGAAUCUGUGCUCACAACUGCAGUAUCUCGAUCUAUCAGAUAACCAGAUUGGUGGAAGUCUUCCGAGGUUAGUAAGUUUUAAAUCAUAUUAUUCAAGCUGGACAGUGGACUUCUAUUCUAGUUACAAAUAUGGUGUCGUGGUGGACUUAAGUUCCAACCACUUCAAUGGUUUGUUACCUCUUUGGCCUGAUGUGACACAUAUGAAUCUUGCAAACAACCUGUUUUCAGGAUCUAUUCCCAUAAAUAUUGGUCAUGUGAUGACAAAACUCCAAGUUUUAGAUCUUUCUGGAAAUGCUUUUACCGGAUCUAUACCAUAUUCAAUAACAAAGGUAAAGAAACUUUUGAGAUUGGACAUUUCAGACAAUCAUUUGUCCGGAAAGCUCCCUGAUUGGUGGUAUGAAUUGCAACAACUUCAUGUCAUAGAUCUUUCGGGGAAUAAUCUUUCAGGUGGUAUUCCUCCUUCAGUGUGUUCACCACCCUCACUUUUUUGGUUAAGAUUGAGUCGCAACAACCUUUUUGGAGAACUUCCAAAAUCAUUGAGGAAUUGCAAAAGCUUGCUUACACUUGAUAUUGGAGAGAACAAAAUCAAUGGCACCAUACCCGUGUGGUUCGGAGAAAGUCUCUUAUCUCUGCAAAAGCUUAGAAUGACGGGUAACAUGAUUGAUGGACGUAUUCCACCACAACUAUGCCAACUUUCUAGCCUCCAAAUUCUUGAUCUUUCACAUAACCAUUUGGAAGGUUCUAUUCCUUCCUGCCUGGGAAGUUUGAGAGCUUUUAAGUCCGUAAAAUUUUACAAGUGGCUUCCUAAUUACUACCGUUUCAGCUAUGUCUUUACACCCAAGAUGGAGUUGGUUAAGAAAGGAACAAAAAUGACAUACACCUUCACCUUAGAUCAAGUGAAUCUUAUUGAUCUUUCCUGCAACAGCCUUCACGGAGAAAUCCCGACUGAGAUUAUUAAUCUCUCAGCCUUAGGCACUCUGAAUCUAUCUUGGAACCAAUUAUCAGGAAGAAUUCCAAAGGACAUAGGGAGCAUGCAGCUAUUGGAGACACUAGACCUUUCCUCUAACCAUCUCUCAGGUUCUAUCCCAUUGAGCAUGUCAUCCAUCACUUCAUUGAGCCAUCUUAACUUGUCACAUAACAACCUUAGUGGCCCUAUCCCAUCAACAAACCAAUUCGGAACCUUUACUGAUCCUUCAUGUUUCGAAGGCAAUCCGGAACUUUGUGGGAAACCAUUGCUAACGGAUUGCUCUCUAGCCAGAGAAAAGGAAACGGAAAGGAAAAUUGAAGAUGAUGACGAUGAUGAUGAGCAGGAGAUAAGGCAAUGUUUUUUUGUGGGCGCGGGAGUUGGAUUUGUUGUCAUGUUUGUGGCGACAUUUAGCAGCUUGAUGAUAGACAAGUCGUGGAGAUACUGCUGCUUCCAUUUCAUGGAGGAAGUUGGAGAAAGAGUUAUCAGUUGCUGUUUGGGUUUCAUCGCUUGCUUGAAUAGGAUUUUUACAGUGAGAAGGAAUUUAUUUCUAUAG
Molecule: messenger RNA, 3126 nt
Organism: Lycium ferocissimum
Lineage: Eukaryota; Viridiplantae; Streptophyta; Magnoliopsida; Solanales; Solanaceae
Product: receptor-like protein EIX2
Exons: 1
Coding region: 1-3126 (1041 amino acids)
Molecular function (GO): protein binding
Source: RefSeq, a predicted model, not a curated record